AUGAAGGAUUCCUUACCGACGAUCAAUACAAAUUUCGAAUAUCAAAGUAUGGAUAACGAGAAAACGGAAAGAAUGUUAACAGGACCACCGCCGCGAAGGGCUAGACCUCUUGUUUUUGGAGCUCUAACGGUUGCUCUAUUUUAUUUCCUUUGGACCGCGAAUUUCCAUCAGUUGUUUAUGGGAUGUGGUAUGAAGCUGCAAUCUACGGAGAUGAAACCUGUGACGGAUGUUGUAUCUAUAUCGGAUCAUAAACUCGUACCGUUGGAAGCGCACAUAAUGAGUGAUUGUUUGAAGAUGAUGGUAUUACCAGCUAUGCAGAGGGUAUAUGAUAAAGUUAACUUCACACUCUCUUUCAUUGGCGCGCCUACGGACAAUGAUGGAGUAGCCUGUAAACAUGGCCCGCAAGAAUGCAUGGGCAAUAUUCUCGAAUUAUGUGCUGCGAGCCUAUAUCCCGAUCCAAAAAUCUAUCUUGGAUUUACCAUGUGUUUAACCAGAGAUUACAAGGAUAUUCCGGAGAGAAGUUUAGUGGAAGAUUGCGCAUUAGAGCACGGAAUGGAUUUCAGUAAGCUCAAUGAGUGUACAGCGGAGGAUGAUGGAGGGUAUGGUAUGGGAAUGUUGAGGGAUAGUGUCAGAAGGAGCAUUGAGGCCGGUGUCACAAAAUCUUGCACGGUCAGACUCAACGAAGAAAUCUUUUGUGUACGUGAUGGAAGGAAAUGGACGGAUUGCCCUGGAGGGUCGGAAGUAAACGAUCUUAUUCUUGCCGUGGAGAAACUGUACAACCAGUCUUAA
This is a messenger RNA of Sclerotinia sclerotiorum 1980 UF-70, 789 nucleotides long. RefSeq lists its product as hypothetical. The record is from RefSeq and is a predicted model, not a curated record. Gene Ontology annotation, molecular function: oxidoreductase activity, acting on a sulfur group of donors, disulfide as acceptor. The coding region runs from base 1 to 789 and encodes 262 amino acids. The transcript is spliced from 4 exons. NCBI's taxonomy places the organism in Eukaryota, Fungi, Ascomycota, Leotiomycetes, Helotiales, Sclerotiniaceae.